This is a messenger RNA of Danio aesculapii, 1796 nucleotides long. RefSeq names its product thiosulfate sulfurtransferase/rhodanese-like domain-containing protein 2. The record is from RefSeq and is a predicted model, not a curated record. NCBI's taxonomy places the organism in Eukaryota, Metazoa, Chordata, Actinopteri, Cypriniformes, Danionidae.
CGUUCGCCGGUAGACUCGUGUCCUGUUGUGUUGAGUUCGAUCGGCUGCUUCUCUGCUCUGUUUAUGAUUAAUGAUCGUUAUUAUUUAAUGACUCUAUCAUCAAAAGGUCAACUUUAUUAGUCGCAUAGAAGAGCUCGAGACUCUUUUAGCGCGAGGUGAGCUUGUAGAUCCUCAGCACCGCGCAUGCUCGAGUUCUGGAGUGUUUAUCUGAAUAUUCCAGCUGUGAUGAUGGCAGAUGAGCUCUUAUAUCUGUGUGAUGUGGAGAGUCUGAGUGCAGAAAUACAGAGAAGAGAAGAACAGCAGGAGUUUACGGAGAGCAGGAGGAUUUACAGCCGAGCGAGGAGGAGGGUGUUCGCUCAGUUCGUGGCAUCGAAGCAGGCUCCUGCGUCCAGCGGCUCGGGGUGUGUGUGGCUCUGCUGCGGACACACACACACUGAUCCCGCUUCCAUACACAGACACGCGUCCAGCAGCCACAGCGCAGAGAUUCACCAGCUGACCAGCGACUCACUGAAGCUUCAGAAGACUCACAGUGACUCACUGAAUCAUCAGACUGACAGCGAUUCACUGAAUCAUCAGACUGACAGCGACUCACUGAAUCCUCAGACUCAUGGUGACUCACUGAAUCAUCAGACUCGGAGCAAUUCACUGAAUCAUCAGACUGACAGCGAUGACUCACUGAAUCAUCAGACUCACAGCGACUCAGUGACUCAUCAAAACACUCAUGGCGACUCAGUGAAUCCUGCGAGUGUGUGUGCUGCAGCAGGAGUGUGUGUUGCUGGAUCUGCAGACGUGUCCUCCUGGAUGCCUGACAUGAGCCGCGUCUCAGAACAUGAGCUGACCAGCGGUGAGGGUGUGGUGCUGCUCUUCUACUGCUACUGUCUCCUUCCGGACCCGCAGCUCAUCUCCCGCUGGCAGCAGCAGCUCUGCACAGCACUGCACCUCACAGGCAAGGUUCGAGUGGCGACUGAAGGAAUAAACGGUACAGUGGGCGGAACCGCAGCCGGCGCUGAGCUCUACAUGCAGACGCUGCUCCGCCAUCCAGCGUUCAGCAGCAUGCAGACGGAGGACUUCAAGAGAAGUGCCGGCGGUGCGCAGUGUUUCUCCAGCCUGAAGGUUGGUGUACACAGAGAGAUCGUGCCGAUGGGUGUAGAUCCAGAGCUUGUCUCCUACAGAUCCGCCGGGAUCCACCUGGAGCCGCAGGAGUUCCACCGGGAGGUGCAGGCGCUGGUGGAGAGCCCGGCGCUGCAGGCCAACACCAUACUGCUGGACUGCAGGAACUUCUACGAGAGCAAAAUCGGUCAGUUCAGCUGCUGUGUGGCUCCGGACAUCCGCAAGUUCAGCUACUUCCCUGAUUACGUGGACCAGAAUCUGGAUCUGUUUCGGGAUAAGAGGGUUCUGAUGUACUGCACCGGCGGCAUCCGCUGCGAACGCGGCUCUGCGUACCUGCGCUCCAAGCGUGUCUGUAAGGAGGUGUACCAGCUGAAGGGAGGCAUUCAUAAAUACCUGGAGCAGUUCCCUGAUGGGUUCUACCGCGGUAAACUCUUCGUGUUUGACGAGCGCUACGCCAUCGCCUUCAACCAGGACGUCAUCUCAGUGUGUCGGUACUGCUCUCAGCCGUGGGAUCAGUACGUGCGCUGCUCUACAGGUGUGUGUGGUCAGCUGCUGCUGUCGUGUGUGUCCUGCAGAGUGUGGUCUGACCGCCUGCUGUGAAGAGUGUGAGGAGUCCAACCGAGAGCAGUGCCAGUGCACCCGGAGCCGGCCACGCAUACCCACACACACUGCUGAAAACAGUCAAU